AUGCUGGACGCCACCUCGCUCGCAGCAGCUACCCACGGUCACAGUCAAACCCCCCUUCUGGGACCGUCAAAGCUUCGAUCUGAGGCUGUCGGCAGCCGCUAUCCCUCGUACGAGUUCACGUUGAUGGGACCACCGGAAGGCUAUGCGAUACAUCCUGUCCGGUCAAGACAGCCAGUCUCAACUUUUGCCUCUUUCGAGCGAGCGUAG
Molecule: messenger RNA, 207 nt
Organism: Colletotrichum graminicola M1.001
Lineage: Eukaryota; Fungi; Ascomycota; Sordariomycetes; Glomerellales; Glomerellaceae
Exons: 2
Coding region: 1-207 (68 amino acids)
Source: RefSeq, a predicted model, not a curated record